Messenger RNA from Trichobilharzia szidati, 5416 nucleotides. Lineage: Eukaryota; Metazoa; Platyhelminthes; Trematoda; Strigeidida; Schistosomatidae. The record is from the annotation of a GenBank genome assembly.
UGGUGUCGAAAGUUUAACUUUGCCAGGGUUAAGAACGCAUGACUAACCAUGAAGGAAUAUCAGUUGCUCAACUUGGAGACAAACGAACUCACUUUAUUAAUCACUGUAGUCCAAGGCGUUUUCCGUAUAAUUCAUAUAUGGGUACUUUGGUCAUUUUUCAUAGCCUAAUACAUUGGUGUCAGAUAAGACAAUAACGCGCGAGAUUCAAGGGGGAAUCUGCGUUUUGUAAGAAUAUGAUUUGGGCACUGUGGUUGUGUAUGGUUCUGUAGUAGGUACCAUUUUAGAAAAAUAGGUAGGAACCGGAAAGUGUACUACAGCUUAAAGCAUGGGAAAAAACGGGUCGGUUAGGCCUUGAAGCCCCACCGACGAGUUGUUCAGGAAGCGUCAUGCCGUGCCACUACUCUCUUCCAUUUGCUGAAAUAGGAUUAGAUCAGCAAAGGGGUAGAAGAGGCCAGACCGAAGCAAGGUGCCAGUCAAUAAAGUCAUAGAUUGUAGGUAUGAGCCACAUAAAAGAAAUAGUGAUCGUCUGUUUGGGGUCGCGAACUUGUCCAGAAUCACUGAUUGAAGAUUCUUGGGGAUCUGGCUCCACAUGGUUCACGAUAGUGUAUAUGUAAUUGCUAUUGUCAUCACCCAGAUUCUGAUUUGGGCUGUGAUUCAUCGGUCUAAGCUCUUGACUUCCAGCCAGAGGGUAACGGGUUUGAAUCCCUCUCUGUCUACCUCGCAUUGGGCAACCAGGUGGUAUCAGUAACCCUCAUAGUGUGACUCAUUACCAACUGCAAGGAAUCGCAAUUAAUUACUGGGUAACAUUUCGUUUUCUUUCCCCAGAUUCCGAAAAUCUUUCCUUUCACAUACACCUUUGUUCACUCUGAUCUCGUUGCGUUUCUUUUCCUUAACUCUGUGUGUUUUCCCGAUGCUUGUCAACUUGAAAUGAUGCGAUUUUAUGUGAAUGUCAACAUCUAUUAGUCAGCUGGUCAAUUCCUACACAGAUAGUCUCUGGUCCUUAAAGUCACUAGGACUAUAAUCAGACGUUGAUUGACUUAUCCCAAAAUCUAAUGCUGUAAGAUACAUUUUUCAUAUAAAUCAACGCAUUGUCUGAAAGUGAAAAUAAAAAGGGUUUAGCACAUCACACCUCUCACAAUGUAAGUUAACUAAUUCCCGAAGUAUUUCUGCAUGAAUAUGGAAGACUUAAUCGCCUUUGUGAAAUUUUUUAUCUCACACUGCAUCCGUGAGAAAUGUUAGUGUGUUCUUAAGGUGUAAUGCAAAGCUCAACAUCUGCAGCAUUUUAGUAUAAGGUAAAAUGUUAUUAUGAGGAAAGUAAUUCGGAACAUCUGGUAUAUUUUUAGAGAUAUGAAGGGACAUGGCUGAUAAGCGAUUAAAAUGAUGUGGAGGCAAUUCACCACCUAUCAUUUUGCACUUAUCCCCGGCCGACACACACCCGAUAUUAAUGGUCGGCCUGCAAAAUUUGCGCUACUGAUAUCCCAUGCUGAAAAUCCCAUACUUGUAUCAAAAAUACUGUAUGGAGUCAAGCUAUAAUAAAGUUUUAAAAAAAUUAAAAAUUGUCUCAUACUGUAUUCCUUCAUCUUAUGACAUGAUUCUCAAUUCUUCAUGUCUUUUUUCAAAGACCUGAAUUAUGUUAGGAUAUUUGACGCUCCUAAAACCUCAGAAUGCUUGAAGACAAUUAUAUAAUCAAAUUAGCAUGCAUUGUACCCAUGUAUUUGACUCCUUUUUCAUUAUUAAAUACCUAAUGUGAUGACGUGAGACAGCAACAUAAACCAUUGAAGAAUAACGUUGUGCUCUUUUGCAAUAAUGUAUGUUAGCUAUCCGGUGUUUUCUCUCAACGUGUACCAAUCAGUGUCACCAACAGUAAGUCCUAGUUGUCACGAAAGCUUCAGACGGAAAAUCCACAUUCCUCUAGACACUUAAUGACUUCAUUGGUUAAUGGCACAUAUCAGUCUAGUGUCCCGUUGCUUUCUUCUAGUAUAUUCCUAUUUUUGUUAAGAUAGGACUUCAAAUAUACUCAUAAAUAUAGUAUAACGCAGUGGCCAAAUGAUGUACUGUUCAUCAACAAUGAAUACUUGACCUUCCGAUUUUGGGUUGUGCAUCCAGGCAAAUAUACAUUACAAUAAUAUAAUGAGAUUCGUUGUGAAGUAUAUAACUAUGCAUCAGGCUUAUGAGUUCCUUUUUAUUGCAUUUCUCCCUGAGAAGAUUAGUUAUCAACAUAGAAACACUAAAAAGUUGGUGAAACUCAACUAUUCCACUAAAUUUUUAACCAGUGUUCACAGCCCACCUAAUCGAUUAACCGUCCAACGGCUUUUAAAGAAGAACCGUGUUAAGUGACAAACCGUUACUUGGCGCAUUCAACUCAGGGGGUUCUGUUUCAGGUAGUAGACUCAAAACUCUUUUAAGGUCAUAUGAUCAGUUUGCGCGUAAAUUCCAGUAUUUUUUCUUUCCGGAUUCCUGACACUUACGUAAUCUGUGCAGUUGUUUGUCUUUUACCUCUGGUGAUAGUUAACUUUUCACUCUGAAGGCCAUUUUUGUCUAGAUCUCAAGGCACUUCCAACUAAGUUCUUCUGGUUAUUUUUUCCAAAGAAACCAUUUUGUUCCAAACUGAUUUUUCGGAACAUGCUAGGCAAAUCUAAAUCAAUGAAGUUCUGGGAAACUGUCUAAAGUUCUGUUGUGUGUCAAAGAGUUCAUCGUACUGAUCUAUACAGUAUAUAUUAGCAAAUAAAAUUGGCAAUAACAGGGCAUUAGUCUGUGCUAUUUUAGUGAGUAAAUGUUGCAUUCUUAAAAAUGCUUAACUGAAAAACUUGAGUUUUAGUGUAGAAUGAGGUUCUAGGCUGGAAUUAGCUAAAAAAACAAUCUCCGGAUCUAAUCGCCAGGUACUUAUUGAAUACAGUAUGAGUUUGAUGUAACAGAAAAGUCUCGAUGUUCCCAAAGUUUUAGAGGUAAAUUCCGCUAACUACUUUCGAUCUGGUGUACCAAAUAGCAAGUGAAACUGAAAACAACUUUCAAGUGAGCAUGUUUUUCUGAAAGAAAAUUUGAUGUUUAAACUGCUCACUUUGAAAACACUUAGUAGAUUACCUUUCUUAUCUGACAGUAUGCACCUCAUUAAGUCCUUACAAAUGUGAAAAUUCUUAAAAGACUCAAUUCAAAAUAUUUUGAACGGUUAUCAUUGCGAUUUGCAUAUUAAAAGUCAUGUCAGAGGAAAAUGUUAGUUACUGACUUUGGUGAAUGGGAGUUCACCCAGUUUUAUUUAAGAGAUACAUUUUUAGCAUGUGUCUCAUGCAUAUCGACAUUUAGCUUUCAAGCAACUGCUACUGACAUUAUGUAGAAAAGUUGCAUCAUCAGCCCUAACUUAGUGGUAUAACUCAUUACCAAAUUCACAAACAUGCUUAGAGUUGACAAGUUACAUUUUAAAAGUACGGUAGUCGUGUUAUUUGUGCAAUAAUAAAAUGCUUAAUGUGUAAAUCCAAUAAUUUCGGAAUGUGUAAUUAUUCUCACAGGUUACAAUGGAAAAAGUCAAAGCUCUGUUAACUAAAGCUUUAGGAGAAAAAGCUACAGAUGACUUUAUAAAAGCUUGUAUGGAAGUUGAUGACACCCAAAUUAUCAAAAAGCGUGUAGCUACCCUAUUAGAUACUCGAAAACCGGAGAAUCGCCAAGUCUAUGAAAUUUUAAUACGAGAAAAAAUACGAAGAAGCGGAUUCACCGGUGAAGGAUAUCGUAAAACUAAUUCAAAUCCUAACGCUCCAAGUGACUGUUUGGAUGAUAUUUCGAUUUCAAAAAAGAAUGAUACAGAACAACCAUCAUCUGUACGAUCACAGAAUGUGUCGAAGAAAAAACAGAAAACUAAAUUUUAUCCAUUAUUUUGUGAAGGAGCUCAUAGUGACCAACUUGUUUCCUUGUUGCCUGGUAGACAUCCUUGCCAGUGUUUAGCGACUAAGCAUCAGUUAGUAAAUAACUGUGUCAAUUGUGGUCGUAUUGUCUGUGCACAAGAGGGUUCAGGUCCAUGCUAUUAUUGUGGAAAUCUUGUAUGUACACGAGAAGAACAAGAUCAGAUAGCAAUGAAUACUAAACAAAGUGAAAAGUUGAGAAAUAAACUUAUGCAAGUAGGAUGGGCUGCUGGUACUGAAACUCCAUAUUAUCGAAUUGUCCGCCAAGCUCAGAAACUGCAGAAAAAGGAAGUAAAUACUGAAUAUGCAUCGACAGAAGUUACUUCAAAUACUGAACAUGAAGACUCUACUGAUGAGGAAGAUACAAUUACUAAGCCAGUCUCUGGAGCUCAAAUGCGUUUAGAGCAAGGCUUGAUAAAUGCUUUAUGCAAUCGAGAUAAACUGUUGGAGUUUGAUUCUACUUGUGCUAAACGAACCAGAGUGAUUGAUGAUGAGUUAGAUUAUUUUGCAACGGAGGGUGGUGCUGGAUCAGCUGCGUGGUUAAGUCCUGAAGUUCGUGAGAGAAUCGCUCAGCGUGUAGCUGAGUUAAGAGCACAAAGACACGCACAUCGUCUACAAAUUUCACGGAUGUGUAUUGAUUUAAAAAACUGUAGUGUUACACAAGAGGAUACAAGAGAUGAAGCUGCAAAGAACUUGUACAAUCCAAAUGAAGAAACAAUAGAUGAACUUUGCAAAUCUUCAAAGGUAUCGAAUAACAAAAAAUCUACAGGGGAUACUCCAGAAACAGCGAAGACUGACGUUGACAGAAUAACCUUACCUACUUUUAUCCCUCAACAAAUUAACAAAGAGAAUAAUAAAGCAAAUAAUAAUCAAAAUCCUGUCGUAAUGGCAUUAAAUCAACCAACUUCUCUUUUACGCAUACAAGAUGAUGAAUCAAGACAACUAGUUGAUGAAGGCUAUUGCUUGAGCCUUCAUCAACCCUGGGCUUCAUUAUUAGUACGUGGGAUUAAGUUAGAAGAAGGUAGAACAUGGUAUAGUCCUCAUCGUGGUUGUUUGUGGAUAGCGUCAACUGCACGUAACCCUUCUCCAGAAGAAAUUUCGGAAAUUGAAGAUGAAUAUUUAAAAACAGGUGUUGUUGCCAAGUCAGACAUGCCGACGUCAUAUCCAACCAGUUGUCUUCUUGGCCGAGUUAAUAUUGUCGAUGUGAUAACGCAAGAAGAGUAUCGUGAAAAGUAUCCGAAUGGGCCAUCUCAGAGUCCCUAUGUUUUCAUCUGCAAUGAUCCGCACGAAACUCUCAUUAAAUUCCCAAUUCGUGGGAGGCACAAAAUAUAUAAGCUUGAAAAACACAUACACAUUGCAGCUAAGAAGAACCUUGCCUAAUUUUUUUCUAUAAUAAACAAUAUAAGUCUUUCAUUACUAUGCACGUCUGUUUUCUCUGUCAUUUUCUCAAAUCAUAGCAGGUUACUGAGCUCUUCAUCGUCAGCACAUCGCUUAUUUAAAACUAAGACUCCUAUUAAAUAUAACCA